CGUGCGCGUUGAAGCCUGAAUGUUAUGAGAACGCUGAGCGCAGUAGCAGUUUGCAGCCCGAAAUUGAGAGAGUGGGUGGUGGGUAGUUGCUGCCUGUGGGCUCUUGUAUGCUUCUCCGAGAUGUCAACGGCGCGAUUUAGGGCAAUGGUGGAGAGGUAGCGCUGGCGGAGGAUGUGCGGGACGCGUUGGAGGGACCAGAGGGACCUUCUGGUGCUCACGCUUCAGAUGCUGGCCAAUUGUGGUUUCCCACGAUAAGCGUAUUUCAGUUGCGUGGACUUCGAGGCAGGUGCUGGGUUGGAGCUAGAGUAGACUUCCGGUUUUGUUCGUCGUCUGCAUAUAUAUUUUUUGCUUAUUCCUGUGUGUAGGCAGCAAGCAAACUUGGAGUUGUAAUUUCCAUCGGAAGUGUGACGGGAAGAUGGUGGCACACUUACGUGAAGCGCUCAGGCGAAACCUAUGCACUGCAGGCCUAUCCCUCAGUGAAGCCUUCUCGGCUCAGCGAUACAAUUCGGACCCGCUAUGCACCCGCUUUUCGCCUCUUCCGACUUUUCCAAACCGCAAGUCAACCGCAGCUUUUAUAAUUUUCAGCACGAAGGCCAUGUGGGAGCCGUUCAAGAACUACCUGGCGGAGGAUCCUGUCAAUAGACUAGAGGGCACAGCGAAUCCGAUCGAUGACUAUGCCCGAACGAAAAUAGCCGACGCUCUGCGGGAGGCGCUGCCCGCCGACGUCGCGUACGAGAUACGAUAUCCGUACGAGGAGGGAGAGCGAUUCGUGUAUUUCCAGCGGAUGGCGCACCUCGCUGGUCUCGCAUACUUUGAUCCGAAUUGGCAGUUCUUGUGCGUUCAUCCGGUGCAUGGCCCGUGGUUGGCUUUUAGAGCAGUGGUAUUGGUGGAUUUGGACGGGCCUGACCCGACGGUGAGCGUAGAGGAAGUGAAAAACCCGUGCGGGGGUGUCGUGGACCAUGCGAGGGCGUUGUACGAGCAGUUGCAGGAGGAGGCGGCGAGCGAUCCCCAUGAUCUUGCCACCGCCUAUCAUAAAAGAUGGCGUAUGUUGGUGCAAAUCAGAGACGAAUUGGCCUCGUUCUUGGGCGAGCGGGCGGUCAGAGAAAGAUACUCAGAUACGCAAGUGACGUAUCACUAUCUGAAAGAUAGACAGAUCCUAAGGGAUGCACUCAAUCGGAGAUAGAGCCGAUAUAGUAGUUACUCUGCGGUCCGGCAUCCAUCACCACUAAUGAAGCCAGGAUGUACGCCCCCGAAAA
This is a messenger RNA of Fimicolochytrium jonesii, 1256 nucleotides long. RefSeq lists its product as uncharacterized. The record is from RefSeq and is a predicted model, not a curated record. The transcript has a single exon. The coding region runs from base 416 to 1183 and encodes 255 amino acids. NCBI's taxonomy places the organism in Eukaryota, Fungi, Chytridiomycota, Chytridiomycetes, Spizellomycetales, Powellomycetaceae. Gene Ontology annotation, cellular component: cytoplasm. Gene Ontology annotation, molecular function: cyanocobalamin reductase (cyanide-eliminating) (NADP+) activity; demethylase activity; FAD binding. Gene Ontology annotation, biological process: cobalamin metabolic process.